AUGGCCAUGAGCAUGGCAGGAAGCGUGUCUGAGAAUGAUCGAGAGGUCCCUGGUUCAAUCCCUGGUCUGGGCAAAAGUUUUAGUCAGCAGCAAAUACUUAUUUUUAAUAUUAUUUAUUACACCACGGAGACUGCGACUGAGGAGACGGAGACUGAGAAGACUGCGACUGAGGAGACGGAGACUGAGGAGACGGAGACUGAGGAGACAGAGACUGAGGAGACUGCGACUGAGGAGACGGAGACUGAGGAGACGGAGACUGAGGAGACGGAGACUGAGGAGACAGAGACUGAGGAGACUGCGACUGAGGAGACGGAGACUGAGGAGACUGCGACUGAGGAGACGGAGACUGAGGAGACGGAGACUGAGGAGACGGAGACUGAGGAGACGGAGACUGAGGAGACGGAGACGGAGACUGAGACUACAUAUCUAACCACUGACUUCGAUGAAACUCACAGUAAAUAA
Molecule: messenger RNA, 462 nt
Organism: Procambarus clarkii (red swamp crayfish)
Lineage: Eukaryota; Metazoa; Arthropoda; Malacostraca; Decapoda; Cambaridae
Source: RefSeq, a predicted model, not a curated record